UUCAAAAGUUACAACAAUAUUAAAGAAAAGUUGUCAAUAAUUUUUUCCUUUUCCUUUUUUUUCAGAUCAUUUGACAAUGAUAGGAGGAUUAUUUAUUUACAACCAUAAAGGAGAAGUCCUUAUCUCUCGAGUUUACAGAGACGAUAUAGGUCGUAAUGCCGUGGAUGCUUUUAGAGUUAACGUCAUUCAUGCGAGACAGCAAGUGCGCAGCCCUGUAACAAAUAUUGCUCGCACCAGUUUUUUCCACAUAAAGCGGGGAAAUAUUUGGUUGGCGGCUGUCACUAAGCAAAACGUAAAUGCCUCCAUGGUAUUCGAAUUUCUUUUAAAAAUGGUUGAAGUUAUGCAGUCAUAUUUUGGAAAAAUAAGUGAAGAAAAUGUUAAAAAUAACUUUGUUUUGAUUUAUGAAUUAUUGGAUGAAAUAUUAGAUUUUGGUUAUCCUCAAAAUACCGACACUGGUAUAUUGAAAACAUUCAUUACUCAACAAGGUGUCAAAUCUCAAACUAAAGAGGAGCAAAGCCAAAUUACAUGCCAAGUUACUGGUCACAUUGGAUGGCGUAGGGAAGGAAUAAAAUAUAGAAGAAAUGAAUUAUUCCUUGAUGUUCUGGAAUACGUUAAUCUUUUGAUGUCUCCUCAAGGUCAAGUCCUCAGUGCUCACGUUGCCGGAAAAGUAGUAAUGAAAUCAUAUUUAUCUGGAAUGCCCGAAUGCAAGUUUGGUAUAAAUGACAAAAUAACUAUGGAUAGUAAAGGAAAAACAAGUACCAUCGACGAUCCGACCAGAAGUACUGGAAAGACUUCAAUAGCUAUUGACGAUUGUCAGUUCCAUCAAUGUGUUAAGUUGAGCAAAUUUGAAAGUGAGCAUAGCAUAAGUUUUAUUCCACCAGACGGAGAAUUUGAACUCAUGAGAUAUCGCAUAACAAAGGAUAUCAGCUUUCCUUUUCGCAUCAUUCCUCUGGUUCGUGAAGUUGGAAGGACAAAAAUGGAAGUCAAAGUUGUUUUAAAAUCUAACUUCAAACCAUCUCUCAUUGGGCAAAAAAUUGAAGUUCGUAUUCCUACUCCAUUAAACACAAGUGGCGUACAGUUGAUCUGCAUGAAAGGUAAAGCUAAGUAUAAAGCCAGCGAGAAUGCCAUAGUAUGGAAAAUUAAAAGAAUGGCUGGAAUGAAAGAAACACAGUUAAGUGCUGAAAUAGAAUUACUCCAGACAGAUACAAAGAAGAAAUGGAAUAGGCCACCAAUUUCUAUGAAUUUUGAGGUUCCUUUUGCCCCUUCCGGAUUAAAAGUAAGAUAUUUGAAGGUUUUCGAACCGAAAUUGAACUACAGCGAUCACGAUGUCAUAAAAUGGGUUAGAUAUAUUGGAAGAAGUGGACUAUACGAAACGAGAUGCUAACAUAGCAGUCACUCAUUAAUAUGCGUGCAAUGCAUUGAUUAUUCAUGCAAGCAUGUCACUAUGGCAUGUUUUGAUUUAAGUAGAAUAUGUUGGCUUCGAGUGUUUUAUCGUAUAGUUUAAGCUUCCAAUACAUUCCAUUAUUUUGUGGACUGUUACGAUAAACAAAGCGAAAAAUCGAUAUAACCUAUCGAGGAAUUCUUUUCACAAUUUCAUGUACAGUAACGUCGACAUGUUCAAUUAUAAAAUAUAUAUACAAAUAUAAAUAUGCGUGUGUAACAGAAUGAUAGCAAUGUGAUACCCCCUGUUGCUCGCAUUCUGUAAUGCUUAGAAAUAAUGCAUUAUCAAACAGUUACGGUAAAGAGGGUCCACUUUGAAGUUAAUUUGUUAUAAAUGGUUGAAUGUUUGAUGUAUAUUCUAAUGGCAUCUUAUUUUAAUGAUAAAAUUACAAUGAAAUGUUUGCUUUAAUUUGAAAUGUUUAACAAUGAUGUUUAGCUGGUUGUUUAGCCAAUGUAAUUUUUUUGUUUCUUUGCUUUGUAUAUUUGACUAGCACUUCUUAUUUUGCUGAUACUGUUAGUCAUUUAGAUGCAAAUGUAUGAAUCAAUGCUUAAAUGCACAUUUAGGAAUGCAACAUUUAUUAAAAUAUAGAGAGAAAUAAAUGUGUUAUAAAGCA
Messenger RNA from Centruroides sculpturatus (bark scorpion), 2054 nucleotides. It is a transcript of the gene AP-2mu, whose product is annotated as AP-2 complex subunit mu. Gene Ontology annotation, biological process: clathrin-dependent endocytosis; intracellular protein transport. The record is from RefSeq and is a predicted model, not a curated record. Gene Ontology annotation, molecular function: clathrin-cargo adaptor activity. The coding region runs from base 77 to 1384 and encodes 435 amino acids. NCBI's taxonomy places the organism in Eukaryota, Metazoa, Arthropoda, Arachnida, Scorpiones, Buthidae. Gene Ontology annotation, cellular component: cytoplasmic vesicle; AP-2 adaptor complex. The transcript has 9 exons.